AUGAGCUUGUAUGCCUCCGGAGACAGCGCCGGGUCUUUUAUUGUUGACGCAGAAAUCUCGCAUCUGCGCGGCGAGCAGUGGGAUCACGAUGAGGUUUCUCGGGAUCUAGAAGUCGAAAUCUCGAUUGAUGAGACUCAAUUGCAUCUGAAACAUACCGUGAAGGUCGAUUCGUCCUCGACCGAGGUCGACUUCCCCUUGCGCGGCAUUCCUGCUCGUUUUGAGCCCUACUCCGUGACAGUCAAGGCGUCUCGUCCCGAUGGUCGCAAGGUGUACACUGCUAAGACGCAGCUGUAUCAUUUGCCUCGCCGCACGGAUGGUGGGAGUAUCACCAAGCUGGACAGUCUGUAUGGUGGACUCCUGGUGCAGAAUCACACCCGCGGCAGCACAUCCCCCUGGUCGCCGCUGCUACCCUACUCCUUCUAUGUCAGCUGGGACGGAUGGCUAGAGAAAUCGUUGAGCAAUGUUCAGAAGUUCAAGGACGAUGGUUACAACAUCAUCCACAUUGUCCCCAACGCCGGACUGGCGAAUGAGGCCUUCAACUUCACCGUGCUAGACCGGUUCCUCGAUAAGUGCGAUGAGGUCGGUCUGUGGGUGAUGUACGACAUGCGAUGGACGUACAAAAACCACACCUCCGUCCGCUACCAAGUCGACAUUCUGAAGACACACAAGAGUCUGCUCCUGUGGUAUACAGGCGACGAGCCCGACGGGAACAGCGACCCGGUCCACGCGCCCAAAGCCACAUACGAGCUGAUCAAGUCCCUGGAUCCAUGGCAUCCUGUCUCGCUGUGCCUGAACUGCUACAAUUUCCAUUAUGCAGAGUACUCCUCUGGCGCAGAUAUCAUUCUCUCUGAUGUUUACCCCAUCGGCAUCAACGCCACCUAUUCCACCGUCUGGAACACGCCCUGCAAUACCACCUACGGCGACUGCGGCUGCGACGACUGCAAGGGAGAGCUUGAGGAUAUUGCGGUGCGCCUCGACCGGUUCGCAGAGUAUCAGACCUGGUUGGGACGGAGCCCUAAGACGUUCUGGGGCGUGCCUAUGGCAUUCGGCAACGAGUCUUACUGGCCGCGCUAUCCCACGCCCGACGAGGAGAUCACCAUGACAAUGCUCAGUCUCAACCACAACGCCAAGGGCAUCGUCAUGUGGGACUAUCCCACCAGCGACGCGCUUGCGAAGGCUACGAGCCAGCUGAGCCGGGUUGUGGCUAGUGACGAGGUGGCGAGGUUUAUGCUCGGUGCGUCUACCGUUCCGUUGUCUGUGAUGGGUGGUCCGAGUAUGGAUGCUGCGGGUUGGAGGGUUGGUGAUAAGAUGCUGGUUAGUAUCUUGUCGCUGCAGUAUUCGGCCUGGUCAUCGUCUGUCACAGUUAAGCUGCCCGAAGGCGCGCGCGCAAUUACCCAGGUCCUUUGGGGAUCGGGUCACUGGCGGUUGGUGAAUGGUCAUUUGGUCAAGGAUGGUGGUGAUGGCCUGGAGACGGACUUGGUGGUAGUGCAGUUUUAA
This is a messenger RNA of Penicillium riverlandense, 1497 nucleotides long. RefSeq lists its product as uncharacterized. The transcript has a single exon. Bases 1 to 1497 code for a protein of 498 amino acids. The record is from RefSeq and is a predicted model, not a curated record. NCBI's taxonomy places the organism in Eukaryota, Fungi, Ascomycota, Eurotiomycetes, Eurotiales, Aspergillaceae.